GGAUUUCUGGGCCUGCAGUUUCCUUUGGGGAGUAACAGAGAGACCCCCCCGGCUUUGGGAAAUAAAAGGCUUAGAAUAUAUAGCUCGGGGAGAGGGCAAAGAGUAAAUGAGCUUUCCCUUCUGGGCUAUCAGCUUGACCGGGAGCCAGUUCUAGAGCUGAGAGAUCAGUGACUGGCUUAACUAUCCCUUCCAGCUCUGUCCAUUAGAAGGCUCUCCCUUCAGUAUAUGAAAUCAGGCUUAUGGAAAACCUUCCCUUUUUCCCAGGGGUCAGGAGCCCCCCUGGGAAUGGAAUCUUCAGGGCUGACAGGUGGCUUUAAGGGGCCCUGGUCUGAGGGACUUGUUUAGCCUAAGGGUUAUUGUGGUGCCAAGGAGGAAACCCAAAUUAUCCCGUGAUGUCACCUGCCGUCCCUUCUGGGGAGCAACGUAAAGAUUGGCAGCUUUAGGGAACGAGAUGCUUUGUACAUCUCCAGCUCGGCGCCAAGGCGAAAGGUCAGUUCGUUUUCCUCCCCGUGCUGCUCCCGCUGACGGGGAGCCGGCUCCAGAGAUAAGAACUCCAUAACAAUGUUGCUAUCCAUUAGAACUCCGUCCAUUAACUGGAUGAAAUUAUGCUGCUAUAUAAACUUGGCUUUUUCACGGCGCUGAGCAGCACAUCGAAAGGGAUUUUCAGAGCUGACAGGUGGCUGGAAGGAGCCCUCAUCUCUCAGAAACUUAUUUAGCCCAAUCGCCAUCGCGGGGCUCCCAGGGAAGCCAAAUCAUCCUGUGAUGUCAGGGCUGGGAGACCGGAGACAACCAUUGUGAUGUCCUAGGCUCACUUGAAGUUUCUUGCUAACUGUCUUUUAGCCUGCUCACUCGCUGGCAAGCCUGAGCACACUGCAUGCCUGCAGCACAGUAAGAAGCCCAGGAGAGACUCAGAGAUUAAACAUGGAGUCGGAGAAAUCCGAAUCUGAAGAACAUUUUCCUGGAGGGGAAGCCACAGACACAGAGCAGAGCAGCCACUCGACUUUUUCUUCUGCACCUCCGGAGGAAGGUGAGAUCCCAAUUAUGGACGCUGACCUGAGGGCUCUGGUGGAAGAGAGCGCUUUUCAGGCUCUGACCGAAGGACCUUUGGCCAAAAGAACAUGCUUCUCAUUUGCCACCGAAAGCCUGGCGAUGGAGGAAAGUGAGUUUUUCUCCCUCACCUUCCCUCGCAAGCUCUGGAAGAUCGUCGAAAGCGACCGCUUUCAGUCAAUCUGUUGGAACGAAGACGGGACCUGCAUCGUGAUAGACGAGGAGCAGUUCAAGGUGGAGAUUUUAGAAAAGAGGAGCGCCAUCAGGAUCUUCGAGACCGACUGCAUGAAGAGUUUCAUCCGCCAGCUCAACCUCUACGGCUUCAGCAAAGUCCGGCAAGACGUGGAGAGAUCUGCCUCCCUGCAGGAAUUUCUGGUGGAAGAAAGAGCAGCUUGUCCACUCAACAAGCUUUUCCUCGCGUGCAACCCCAGUUUUAAAAGAGGCUGCCCUCAGUUGCUCUCAAAGAUGAAGAGAAGAGUGGGGGUGAAAAACACAAGCGGCCAUCCUUCCUUGCCGACCCCGAGUCCCGGCGAGAGCUCCGGCCAAGAGCAGCACCCGAACCCGGAGGACCCGAUGUGUGCCCCCGCCGGCAAGUGCGCGAAGAAGCGCAGCGCCGCCACCGCCGCCGCCGCCGCCGCCGCCGCAGCCUCUGCCUGUUGUACGGCCGCCUGCUGUGCCUCUGCCUCCACCUGGUUUCACCCCUGUCCCGCCUCCGCUUCUACCUCUGUGACUUCGUCUGCCCCACUGUCCGCCUCUGCCUCCUCUACUUUUGCCUCCAUCUCCACUUUUGCCUCGGUCUCCACCUCUGCCCCCUCUCCCGUCUCUUUUCUUGCUCCCGCUGUGGCUUCUACUUCCCGAGAGACGGGGCCCAGAAGCGCGGAGGCGAAACCGGGCGGCGGAAAGAAGGUCGCUCCCGGCAACGGCGGCGCGCUGGUCCGAGGGGGCUUCCCCGCCGGGCCGCUCCUGAGCGGGGGGUUCCCGGCGCCCGCCAGGCUCAGCCAGUUCGGCCCCUUCCACCUGCCCCCCCUGAUGGGCCACCGGCCCCUGCCCCCCGAGGGGCUGGCCGCCCCCGCCUCCCUCUUUCACACCCUCCACGGCGGCUCCCUGCGGCCCAUGAUGUACCCGGCCAUGUAUUCGGAGCUGACCGCCUUCCAGACGCACGUGGCCGGCCUGCUGCCCUUCUGGGGCCCCUGCUACUCCAUGCCCAUGGUGACCACCACGCCGGCCGGGGCGCCCCCCAUAUCAGACUGCCCGCCACGAAGGAAACGCGCACCCGAGGGUUGA
This is a messenger RNA of Sarcophilus harrisii (Tasmanian devil), 2331 nucleotides long. RefSeq names its product heat shock transcription factor, X-linked-like. NCBI's taxonomy places the organism in Eukaryota, Metazoa, Chordata, Mammalia, Dasyuromorphia, Dasyuridae. The record is from RefSeq and is a predicted model, not a curated record. Gene Ontology annotation, biological process: regulation of DNA-templated transcription. Gene Ontology annotation, molecular function: DNA-binding transcription factor activity; sequence-specific DNA binding.